Molecule: messenger RNA, 2478 nt
Organism: Neomonachus schauinslandi (Hawaiian monk seal)
Lineage: Eukaryota; Metazoa; Chordata; Mammalia; Carnivora; Phocidae
Gene: TAS1R3
Product: taste 1 receptor member 3
Biological process (GO): sensory perception of sweet taste; sensory perception of umami taste; G protein-coupled receptor signaling pathway
Cellular component (GO): membrane
Molecular function (GO): G protein-coupled receptor activity; sweet taste receptor activity
Source: RefSeq, a predicted model, not a curated record
AUGCCAGGCCUGACUCUCCCGGGCCUCGUGACUCUCUCGGGCCUCGGAGCAGGCACCCCCAGCUGCUUAUCCCAGCAGCUCAGGAUGCAAGGGGACUAUGUGCUGGGCAGGCUCUUCCCCCUGGGCGCAGCCGAGGAUGCAGGUCUCGGCGACAGGACUCAACCUGGUGCCUCUGUGUGCACCAGGUUCUUGUCCCUUGGCCUGCUCUGGGCGCUGGCCAUGAAGAUGGCUGUGGAGGAGAUCAACAAUGGGUCUGCCCUUGCCGGGCUGCACCUGGGCUACGACCCCUUUGGCACGUGUUCAGAGCCCGUGGUGGCCAUGAAGCCCAGCCUCAUGUUCAUGGCCAGAGCGGGCAGCUGCGACGUUGCUGCCCACUGCAAUUACACGCAGUACCAGGCCCGUGUGCUGGCUGUCACCGGACCCCACUCAUCCGAGCUCGCCCUCGUCCCCGGCAUGUUCUUCAGCUUCUUCCUCAUGCCGCAGGUCAGCUACGGUGCCAGCAUUGACCGGCUGAGCAACCGGGAGAUCUUCCCGUCCUUCUUCCGCACGGUGCCCAGCGACCGCGUGCAGGUGGUGGUGACGGUGGAGCUGCUGCAGGAGCUCGGCUGGAACUGGGUGGCCGCCGUGGCGGUGACGAGUACGCCUCAGGGCCUGAGCCUCUUCUCCAGCCUGGCCAACGCCAGGGGCAUCUGCAUUGCGCACGAGAGCCUGGUGCUGCUGCCGCACGCGGGCAGCCUGCGGCUGGGCACCGUCCAGGACCUGCUGCACCAGGUGGACCAGAGCAGUGUGCAGGUGGUGGUGCUGUUCUCCUCCACCCAUGCCGCCCGCACCCUCUUCAGCUACAGCAUCCACUGCAAGCUCUCGCCCAAGGUGUGGGUGGCCAGUGAGGCCUGGCUGACCUCGGACCUGGUCAUGACACUGCCCGGCAUGGCUGAGGUGGGCACCGUGCUCGGCUUCCUACAGCAGGGCGCCCUGAUGCCCGAGUUCCCAUCCUACGUGUGGACCUGCCUGGCCCUGGCUGCCGACCCCGCCUUCUGCGCCUCCCUGGAUGCUGAACAGCCUGGGGAGCACGUGGUGGGGCCACGCUGCCCCCAGUGUGACCACAUCACGCUGGAGAACAUAUCUGCGGGGCUGCUGCACCCCCAGACCUUCGCUGCCUACGCGGCCGUGUACGCCGUGGCCCAGGCCCUCCACAACACACUGCUCUGUGCAGCCCUGGCAGCGCCCCCACUGGCUCCAGCCCACCCCCAGCUCCUGGAGAACAUGUACAACACCAGCUUCCACACUCGCGGCCUGGAGCUGCGGUUCGAUACCAGCGGGAACGUGAACAUGGACUAUGACCUGAAACUGUGGGUGUGGCAGGACCCGACGCCCAAGCUGCACACUGUAGGAGCCUUCGAUGGCCGCCUGGAGCUCUGGCAGUCCCAGCUGCCCUGGCACACGCCUGGGGACCAGGCACCCGUAUCCCAGUGCUCUCAGCAGUGCUGAGUGAAGGGCUUCCACUCCUGCUGUUACGACCGCGUGGACUGCAGGGCCGGCAGCUACCAGCGCAGCCCAGAUGACCUCCUCUGCACCCAGCGUGACCAGGACCAGUGGUCCCCAGACCGGAGCACACGCUGCUUCCCCCGCAGGCCCACGAUCCUGGCGUGGGGGGAGCCAGCUGUGCUGGUACUGCUUAUACUGCUGGGCCUGGCGCUGGGCCUGGCGCGGGCAGCCCUGGGGCUCUUCAUCUGGUACUGGGACAGCCCGCUGGUUCAGGCCUCAGGCGGGCCACGGGCCUGCUUUGGCCUGGCCUGCCUGGGCCCCGUCUGCCUCAGCAUCCUCCUGUUCCCCGGCCACUGCCUGUCCCAGCAGCCCCUGCUCCACCUUCCCCUCGCUGGCUGCCUGAGCACACUCUUCCUGCAGGCGGCCCAGAUAUUUGUGGGUUCGGAGCUGCCACCCAGCUGGGCAGAGCAGCUGCGUGGCUGCCUGCAGGGGCCCCGGGCCUGGCUGGCGGUGCUGCUCGCUCUGCUGGCGGAAGCGGCGCUGUGUACCUGGUACCUGGCGGUCUUCCCGCCGGAGGUGGUGACGGACUGGUGGGUGCUGCCCACAAGCGCUGGUGCAUGCCGCGUGCGCUCCUGGAUCAGCUUCGGCCUGGCGCAUGCCAAUGCCACGCUGGCCCUCCUCUGCUUCCUGGGCACUUUCUUGGUGCAGAGCCGGCCAGACCACUACAACGGCGCCCGCGGCCUCAUUUUUGCCAUACUGGCCUACUUCGUCACCUGGAUCUCCUUUGUGCCCCUUGCCAAUGUGCACGUGCAGAUGGGCGCCAUCCUCCUCUGCGCCCUGGGCAUCCUGGCCACCUUCCACCUGCCCAAGUGCUACCUGCUGUUGCGGCGGCUGGAGCUCAAACCCGAGUUCUUCCUGGGAGAUGAUGCUAGAGGGCAGGGCAGCAGUGUACCGGGGGAAAGGAGACUCGGGGCAAAAACAAGUGACCCCUGA